CGGUUCUUCCUCAUAGCUUUGCAAGUAAACAAAUGGAAACGUAGUUUUUCCGUCUAUUUUUGUGAAAAUUUUCUGCAAACGGUACCAAAUUGUGCGUGUGCAUGCAUUUUCCUGCGUUCGAAGUGCAGUUCAAUUGAAUACCAUUGAAAACGGUAGCCGUUUCGAACCGGUCGAAGUUUCUUCGAGCGAAUCAUCUUUUUUCCAAUUUGCUUGAAUCGAAGGAAAGUCAUUUCGCAAAAGUGCAAUUUACUCCAUUCAUUAGCCUUAUAUAGGGCAAGCUCCCCUCUUUGGGCAGAUGUUGUUACUGGCUGCAGCUGGCCCCGUUAUUGGUGCUGGUAGUCUGUGAAGUGCUGCGCACUCCGUGCGUAUCUGAAAGCUGGGACAGUUUCGAUUCGGAUCUGUCUGCACCGGUUAUUAGCUAUCUUACGUGUGUGCGAGUACAAACAGUGGUACGUUAGCUAUCCAAAUCGGAUCCAUCGGCAAUUAUGUUGACGCAUAAAAACAACCAGGGCGGCCGGAAGAAGAUGCAGGUAUCGUUUGUCAUUCGCGAUGCGGAAGAGAAACGACACCGCAACGGGGUAAAUGCUCUCCAGCUGGAUCCGGUCAAUGGUCGGCUCUACUCGGCCGGUCGCGAUGCCAUCAUUCGUGUGUGGAACUCGACCCAACCGAACUCACAGGAACCGUACAUUCAAAGUAUGGAACAUCACAACGAUUGGGUGAAUGACAUUGUCCUGUGUUGUGGCGGACGGAAUUUAAUUAGUGCCAGUUGUGACACUACAGUCAAAGUUUGGAACGCCCACAAAGGAUUCUGCAUGUCGACGCUGCGAACUCAUCGGGAUUACGUACAGGCUUUGGCAUAUGCAAAGGAUCGCGAGCAGGUUGCCAGCGCCGGACUGGACAAAGCGAUCUUUCUGUGGGAUGUAAAUACGUUGACGGCACUGACGGCUUCCAACAAUACCGUUACGACAUCGAGCAUAACCGGAUCAAAAGAUUCGAUCUACAGCCUGGCAAUGAACCCUUCCGGAACGAUCAUUGUAAGUGGUUCCACCGAGAAUACACUCCGCAUAUGGGACCCUCGAACGUGCAAUAAAAUUGCGAAACUGAAAGGACACACCGAAAACGUAAAGGCGCUGGUGGUCUCCGAAGACGGUACGCAGGUCGUAUCGGGCAGCUCUGAUGGAAAGAUUAAGCUGUGGAGCAUAGGCCAGCAGCGCUGCAUCCAGACAAUCAGUGUCCACUCGGAAGGCGUUUGGGCACUGCUCAUGACGGACAACUUUUCGCAUGUGAUCUCCGGUAGCAGGGAUAAAAAGAUUAUCAUGACGGAGCUGCGCAAUGCAACGAAUAGUGUACUUAUCUGCGAGGAACGGGCACCGGUACUGAGUCUAUGUUACAACAUUGAUCAAACCGGCGUUUGGGCGACGACCUGGAAUAGCGACGUUCGCUGUUGGAAGCUUAACAAGACGGAAAAGUUAAGCAACUACAACUACAGCAGCAACACUAGCAUCAAUAGCAGCAGUGGAGGAAUCGUUGAUGGGGUUCCGACAACGAAUUCAACGGCUGCAGUUGGAUCAACGAAUGCUGCUGGUGCAACCGGUAGUUGCCAGGGCAAGGGAUAUGAAGUGGCUUGCAUCAAGGGAGGGGCGGCAAUCAAAAAGUACCACGUGUUAAACGAUAAGAGGUUUAUGCUGACAAAAGACAGCGAACAGAACGUGGCAAUAUAUGACGUGUUGAAAGUGAAGAAAGUGGAGGAUUUGGGAAAAGUUGACUACGAAGAGGAAGUUAAAAAGCGCAGUCAAAGGGUUUAUGUUCCGAACUGGUUCACGGUGGAUUUAAAAACAGGGAUGCCAACUAUAGUCCUAGGUCAGGAUGAGGUGGAUUGUUUUGCGGCGUGGGUCUCCGCCGAGGCUGGUCUAUCGGAACACGCCGAAUCGGGUACGGAUCCAAAAGUAAACUACGGUAGCCUUUUGCUACAGGCCUUGUUGGAAUAUUGGAAACCUCCUCCACCUCAUCAUCACCUGCAGGGAGGACCCGAUAUGGAAAACGGUUGUGAUGGAGACAUUCGUGGAAACGAGUACUUUAUUGUACCGAAACACACUCCGAUUAUUUUCAGCGAAGUUGGCGGUCGAAACGUUUGUCGACUGUUGGUGAAAGAUGCCGCCGGAGAGACAGAAAGUGCUCUGCUUAGCGAAACGGUUCCGUCCUGGGUGACCAAUGUUGUAAUCGAGCGAACGAUUCCCAAGUUCAUCAAGCUUCCCUUCUACCUGUUGGCACAUCCUUCGAUGCUGAAGCAGGAUCGCAGUAAAAAGCUUGAUCUAAUCAACCAGGAACGGCUAAUCGCCAACGAGUUCAUCCAGUGUCGGAAAGUGUGCGAGCAUGUGCUGGAAAAAGUGCUAGGCACCGAGCUACCGCCCAGUACCGGUAACUCCAACUCAUCCCAGAACAACAGCCAAAGCGAUGCCAACUCCGAGGGCAGCCAGGUACCAGCUGAGGAGCGGAUUGAGCUGCUGUGUAACGAUGUGGUCUGCGAUCCCAACAUGGACCUUCGAACGGUGCGGCAUUUCAUCUGGAAGCAAUCGUCGGACCUCACCUUUCACUACCGAACCAAGUCAAAUUAGAUUUACGGCAGGAGUUUCCGUUGUGCUCUGGCAGUCUUGAAAUGCACGUUACGUUAUGAUUUCCAACUUUUUCCUUAUUAGUACUCUACUGAGCGAAUGUUUUUAUGAGGAUAAGAAUAGUGCGAGCCAUGUCAGCUUGACAUGGUAUGUGUAGAAUUGUUACUGCAUUUUUUUUCUGAGGUAUGGACGAGCACGAGAAUGCCAGCGAGUGAGCGCUUCUAGUUAGGUUAUAGAAAUGUUACUAUAUUUUUAUUAAAUUAUUUAUACUCUCAAAAAAUUUUAACAGAGUAGCAAUAUCUCUUCGCUCGAUCAAUUCAGUUAGUUGUGCAUCCUUGUUUAGUACGCAUUUACUUUCGCAACUGAUUCCAAUGCAAAUUAUGAGUUUUGUUCGGCUCCGUUUUUUUGCAUAAUUGCAUGAGCAUUGAGGGUUUUACUGCAGUACGGCCAGUAUUCAGAUUGGCGUCGACAAAGUGACGGUUGAGAUUGUUUGCGAGAGAAUUUUUGUUAUAGGUUUGAACAUUGCCAAUCUAUUUAGAGAAGAAACGAACUAACGAAAAAAAUUAGGGAGUGUAAGAAAAGCCAACAAACAGCUAGAUUAGAGUUUGUGUAGGACAGAGCAAAGCGUCUGCUAUCUGUCGCUAAAAUUACUCUAUCAUAUAUACCUACAUAUAAAUAUUAACAGCAGCAAAGAAACUACUAUGAAUAUUAAGGAAGCAGGAAGUGAAACGAAGAAUGUAAUUUUCGAUUUUGAUCACACUGGUAGGUAGUGUCAGCAAAUGAAAAGAAAAGUAUAAAUAUAUCUUUAAAAGCA
This is a messenger RNA of Topomyia yanbarensis, 3426 nucleotides long. RefSeq names its product WD repeat-containing protein 48 homolog. The transcript is spliced from 8 exons. Gene Ontology annotation, biological process: protein deubiquitination; double-strand break repair via homologous recombination. Lineage: Eukaryota; Metazoa; Arthropoda; Insecta; Diptera; Culicidae. Gene Ontology annotation, molecular function: ubiquitin binding. The coding region runs from base 486 to 2615 and encodes 709 amino acids. The record is from RefSeq and is a predicted model, not a curated record.